GUCCAGGUUUCAAGAAGGGGAUAAAAGGAUCUGCAGGGAUUUCCACACAACCCUUUACCUGCACAGCAGCUCAGGUGGCAGAAGGACAGUAUCUGCUGUUUUUCCUUCCCAGUUGGACAUAAACAGGCUCAUAUUUUACCCAUCAGGCUGUGCAGAUGGACAGAGGCAUGUCUGUGUCUCUGUGGUGCGAAGAGGUCGAGGAUGACCAGAGUCAGGAGCAGGGCCAGGUCCCCAUCAGAGGCUCGUCCCAGCUGCGUGCCGCCUGGGACCCCACUGUCUCGGGGCACCGUGUGAUCCUGAGGCUGCUUCACGUGGAGGAGAGAUACAUGCCCUCCAUGCUCUACAUCGCCCUCAUCCAGAGGGAUCCAGAGCGCAGGGAGGAGCUGGCCAAGUGGGCCCUGGAGGUGUGCUGUGAGAGUGGUUGUGAUGAGACAGUGUUUCCUCUGUCUGUCUCUCUGAUGGACCGCUACCUGUCUGCCACUCUGUCUGUGCCUGUCUCACCAUACUGCCUGGCUGCUGGCUGCAUCCUCAUCGCAUCCAAACUCACAGAGUGUGACAACUUCACCGCAGACACUCUCUGUGCUGCAGCCGAGUACAGCUUCCAGCCUUCCACCCUGCGGGUGAGUCCAUCACUUGGUCAUUGA
Messenger RNA from Paralichthys olivaceus (Japanese flounder), 644 nucleotides. Lineage: Eukaryota; Metazoa; Chordata; Actinopteri; Pleuronectiformes; Paralichthyidae. The record is from RefSeq and is a predicted model, not a curated record.